UUUACGUGUAUUAUACUCUGUGUUUAAUAUGGAUCGAUAUGUUACAAAGAACGUAGAGAAUAAUUUUCAAAGUUUUAUUAAAGAAGCUACUGAACUUUUUAAUAUUUGUCACGAGGGAAAAAAUGGAUUUAUUACCAUGAGAGAUCUAUGGAAACAUCAUGAUAAAUUCUUGUUAACACCAGAUCAGUUAGAAGUUGUUUUCAGCCAUCUAGAUAAGGAUAAGAAUGGAUAUAUAAAUGAAGAAGAAUUCAUUGAAGGUUAUGCUUUAUAUCUGGGUAUAGAUCUAGAAGAAUUAAAAAAACAAGAACUUUUAGAAAAGAAAAUAAUUCAGGAAAAGAAAGAAGAAGAGAAUUUCGAAUCAUUGUUAAAUACAAUUGGAAAGGGAGAAGAAAGUGAUAUUAAUCAAAUAUGGAAUCAGAUUCAAGAAAAAAAUCCAGAAAUGAACUCGGAAGAAUUUAAAAGAGUUGUUGUUCACUUUGGAAAGGAAUUUAAGAAAAAUAAAAACAUCAAAGACGAUUAAUAAGUUUAAAUUAUUAAAAUAAUAAUAAUAAUUAUGAUUUAAAGUUUUAAUUUGAUUU
This is a messenger RNA of Centruroides sculpturatus (bark scorpion), 578 nucleotides long. Its product is annotated as EF-hand calcium-binding domain-containing protein 4A-like. The transcript has 4 exons. The record is from RefSeq and is a predicted model, not a curated record. Lineage: Eukaryota; Metazoa; Arthropoda; Arachnida; Scorpiones; Buthidae. Gene Ontology annotation, molecular function: calcium ion binding. Bases 29 to 520 code for a protein of 163 amino acids.